Pseudomassariella vexata is the source of this 1893-nucleotide messenger RNA. Its product is annotated as fungal-specific transcription factor domain-containing protein. Bases 1 to 1893 code for a protein of 630 amino acids. Gene Ontology annotation, cellular component: nucleus. The transcript has 3 exons. The record is from RefSeq and is a predicted model, not a curated record. Lineage: Eukaryota; Fungi; Ascomycota; Sordariomycetes; Amphisphaeriales; Pseudomassariaceae. Gene Ontology annotation, biological process: DNA-templated transcription. Gene Ontology annotation, molecular function: zinc ion binding; DNA binding.
AUGGUUAGUGGACUUGUAUACAGCACGCAUGCUCCAACCGCAUCGGAUACUCCGUCAAGCUCAGAUCCACUGAACGACGGAGAGCGCUCCGACCUAAGCCCGCCUCCUAGCACGUUGGGGGCAACUCCAACGUCCGCGGCCGGAGGUCCACUCACGACUCAAGGAAGCGACAGCUACGUCGGUCCUACCCACUGGGCUUCCAUUCUCGAAAGUAUCCAUGAUAUCCGAGGACUCAUUGACACCGAGGUGGAGGAUCACCCAACCCCUGAGCCUCCCUCGCACAUGCAUACCUCGAACAACGACAUUACAUUUGGGCCUUGCGCUCCCGUGACCAUGGAACAGGCAGUCGCUCGACUGCCUCCCAAGAACUGGACCGAUAGGCUGGUCUUUCUUUACUUUGGAUCGAGGUUCACAGCUGCCCCGUACAUACACACGUCCAAAUUCCAAAGAGAAUAUGAUGGAUUCUGGCGCGAUCCAUCAUCAGUCAGUCUCCUCUGGGUGAGCAUUCUCGCAUCGAUAUUAUUCGUAGCAUCUUCCAUCUCCAUCGUGAAGGGCGAAGACAUUACCAAGGAGACAGACGCGGCACACCCAGACAGAUUGGCAGACCUCGCCAAGGACUGCUUGGUCGCUGGGGACUACCUUUCUGCAAAGCCUUAUUCGAUUGAGGCUUUGUUGCUCCAAGGUUACACGGAGCUUCAAAGGAGGCGAGAGUGCGACUCAAGCUUGUGGGCCAAGUUUGGACUCCUCGUACGCCUAGCCCAGCGCAUGGGGUACCAUAGAGAUCCCAAGUAUCUCCCGAAGGUGACACCCUUUGAAGGCGAACUUCGCCGCCGUGCGUGGUUCUUCAUUGAGGUCUUUGACUGCCUCUUCUCUUUCCAGCUUGGGAUGCCACCAAUUGUGCGUGACGAUGAGUGUGACACCGAGUCGCCGGGCAAUUUGAUUGAUUUGGACUUUGACGAGAACGCCAUGGCACUCCCGCCGCCACGCCCGCUCACGGAGACAACUUCAACGCUUUACCUCAGCUACAAGUCGAAGCUAUGCCGAAAACUCCGGCGCGCCAUACGCUACGCCCUUCUCAUCCAACCACCACCCUAUGAAGAAAUUCUCAAGCUUAACAACGAGAUCCACCAAUAUCACGACCAAAUCCCGUCGAACCUGAGAAUAAGGCCUGUUCGGUCGUACAGUUUCACGGACCAGAGCUUUGACAUCCUACAUCGGCUGAUGCUGGAGUUAAUGUAUUUGAAAAGUCUAUGUGUACUGCAUAGAAAAUACCUCAACAGCGAAAAUGACAAUCCGAGGUACAACCUGUCGCGGAGUACUUGCGUUGAUGCCGCACUGCGGAUUCUGGACCUGCAUGCUGAAUACGAGGAGGAAAGCCGCCCAGGGGGCAGGCUGUACGACGACAAGCACAUGCUCUCAAGUCUGAGCCUGCACGACUUCUUGCUAGCAUCCAUGAUUCUGUGCCUCGACCUGACAGAAACUGUUGCACCCAGCCAUGCGGACCGCUCGAGAAAACUGAAGGCGUUGGGGACAUCGUAUAAGAUCUGGUCUGAAAAGAAGCACAUCUCCCACGACGCGGCCCAUGCCACGCGAGUAAUGGGUGCCAUCCUCCGGAGAGUGUCCAUGCAAGAGGCAAAGACGCCUGCCGCACCACCGCGACCUCCACAACCCGAAGUGCGAGACGGCUCGUUGGCAAGUUUGCUCAACAACGAUACCCAGCCACCUCCAAUGAUGAGUACCCCGAUAGUCGAUCAGUCGCAAUUGAUAUCUGCCAUGGAUUUUUCGCUUGAUGGCCUGGACUCGAUACCAUUGGAUAGUGUAAUGAGCGAUCCGAGCCAAUAUGACUGGAACGUGAUUGAUCAAUACCUGCUCAGUGGCCCUGGGGUUCCCUAG